This is a messenger RNA of Heterocephalus glaber (naked mole-rat), 1930 nucleotides long. RefSeq names its product flavin-containing monooxygenase 3. The record is from RefSeq and is a predicted model, not a curated record. Lineage: Eukaryota; Metazoa; Chordata; Mammalia; Rodentia; Bathyergidae. Gene Ontology annotation, molecular function: N,N-dimethylaniline monooxygenase activity; NADP binding; flavin adenine dinucleotide binding.
GGCUAGUGGUCUAUGUCCUGCCUCUGGCCUGGAAGCUGAUUCUCAAGGCUCAAUCUCUGGAAGCGCUGGCCUCAUUCCAUUCCUCUCCCUCCUGGUGAAGUCAUUAGAUCCCAAUUGAGAGCCUGGGAAUGUCCACGAGGUUCCUCCUCACUAGGCAGCCAUGGUGAGGAGAGUGGCCAUUAUUGGAGCCGGUGUCAGUGGUUUGGCCUCCAUCCGGAGUUGUCUGGAAGAGGGGCUGGAGCCCACCUGUUUUGAGAGGAGCAAUGACAUCGGCGGCCUCUGGAAGUUCUCGGACCAUGUAGAGGAGGGCAGGGCUAGUAUUUACAAAUCAGUCUUUACCAACUCCUCCAAAGAGAUGAUGUGUUUUCCUGAUGUCCCAUUUCCUGAUGACUUCCCCAACUUUAUGUACCAUGGCAAGCUUCAGGAAUAUAUCAUUGCAUUUGCCAGAGAAAAGGACCUUCUGAAAUACAUACAAUUUGAGACACUCAUAACCAGUAUAAUUAAACGUCCUGAUUUCUCAAUUACUGGCCAAUGGGAUGUUACCACUGAAAAGGAUGGUAAAAAAGCGUCGGCUGUCUUUGAUGCUGUAAUGAUUUGUUCUGGACACCAUGUGUACCCCAACAUACCAAAAGAGUCCUUCCCGGGACUAAAGGAUUUUAAAGGCCAGUGCUUUCACAGCAGGGACUAUAAGGAGCCGGGAACAUGGAAGGGGAAGCGUGUACUGGUGAUUGGCCUGGGGAACUCUGGCUGCGACAUUGCUGCAGAACUCAGCCACACAGCUGAGCAGGUGAUGGUCAGCUCCAGAAGUGGAUCCUGGGUAAUGAGCCGGGUCUGGGAUGAUGGUUAUCCUUGGGAUAUGGUAUUUGUCACUCGAUUUCAAACCUUCCUGAAGAACAGCUUACCAACAGCAGUCUCUGAUUGGUGGUAUGUGAAGCAGAUGAAUGCAAGAUUCAAGCAUGAGAACUAUGGAUUGAUGCCUUUAAAUGGAACCCUGAGGAAAGAGCCCGUGUUCAAUGAUGAGCUCCCAGCUCGCAUCCUGUGCGGCACUGUGUCCAUCAAGCCUAAUGUGAAGAAGUUCACAGAGACCACAGCCAUUUUUGAGGAUGGGACCAUGUUUGAGAAGAUUGAUUGUGUCAUCUUUGCCACAGGCUAUGGCUAUGCCUACCCCUUCCUUGAUGAAUCCAUCAUCAGGAGCAGAAACAAUGAGGUGACCUUGUUUAAAGGCAUCUUCCCUCCUCAACUAGAGAAGUCAACCUUGGCUGUGAUUGGCCUUGUCCAGUCUCUCGGGGCUGCCAUCCCCACAACUGACCUCCAGGCCCGCUAUGCAGCACAGGUGGUAAAGGGAACUUGUGUUUUGCCUCCUGUGAAAGACAUGAUGGAUGAUAUUGAUGAGAAAAUGGGGAAAAAACGUAAAUUGUUUGGCAAAAGUGAGACCAUACAGACGGAUUACAUAGAUUAUAUGGAUGAACUGGCCUCUUUCAUUGGUGCAAAGCCCAACAUCCUGUGGCUGUUUCUCACAGACCCCAAGUUGGCUGUGGAAGUUUUCUUUGGCCCUUGCAGCCCCUACCAGUUCAGGCUGGUGGGCCCAGGGAAGUGGCCAGGAGCCAGAAAUGCCAUCCUGACCCAGUGGGACCGGACCUUGAAACCUACGAGCACACGAAUUGUUGGGGAUCUUCUGAAGCCUUCCGUAUUUUUCCAUCUGUUCAAGCUCCUUGCCAUCCCUAUUCUGUUCAUUGCUCUUUUCCUUAUGUUGAUCUAAUUAUCAUUCUAUAAUUUUCAAAAGCUGCUAUUACCAACACCCUAAUAAUUACCUUUGAAUGUAAAAUUCAUGAUUUUAAUAAUUCAUUUUUGCAUGUUACUCUCAUAAAAAUAAUUGUAUACAUUUAUAUCUCAAGUAUUUAUUCAGUUCAAACAAAUGAAGCACAAGAGG